AUGUCAAUCCUGAACCAGAUUAUUCCAGGAAUCUACCUAUCUUCUCUGAUCAACCAAGUAUCCGUACAUCGAGCUGUUUCCGGUAUCAUCAGCUCGAAAGUAGUCAUCCGCGGGGCAAUAGCAUCACCCCACUACAGAACGUCCCCGCCGAGACCCCUCCAUCGUACCUCAUCUUGGAAGCCUUCUUACGCAUUUUCCACAAUCGAAAACCCAACGUCAAAGAUGUCAAAACCACAGGUUCUGCUACUGGGUGAGAUUGACCAUGCCCACGAUGCCUGGUCGUCUCUGGCCUCAAUCGCAGACGUUAUUGAGCCGAAAGCUAGAUCUCGGGACGAGUUCAUCAAAGAGUGCAAGUCUGGAGCUUUCGACAGGGUAGUUGCGACUUACCGUACAUUCACAAGUGUGGCCAUUACUGGCUUAAUCGACGAGGAGUUGAUUGCUGCCCUUCCAAAGGGACUAAAAUUCAUUGCACACAAUGGGGCUGGCUACGAUCAGAUUGAUGUUAAUGCUUGUACCAAAGCAGACAUUCGGGUGUCCAAUGUCCCCACUGCUGUCGACGACGCAACAGCCGAUACCAAUAUGUUUCUCAUUCUGGGAGCUCUCCGUGGGUUCAAUACUUCGCUGUUUGCGCUCCGAAACGGUCACUGGAAAGGCUCUCCUCCCCCACCUCUAGGCCAUGACCCACAGGGAAAAGUGAUCGGUAUUCUGGGUAUGGGUGGGAUUGGUCGCAACUUGAUGAAAAAGGCAUCGGCAUUUGGCAUGACAACCCAAUACCACAACAGAACUAAGUUAUCGGAUGAGUUGAGCGGUGGUGCUAAAUAUGUUAGUUUUGAUGAGCUGCUUGCGACUAGUGAUGUAUUGUCGUUGAACCUACCUUUAAAUAAACAAACUCGUCAUAUCAUUUCAACAGCAGAAUUCGAGAAGAUGAAAAAGGGCGUAGUAAUUACGAAUACCGCUCGUGGGGCCGUCAUGAACGAAGAUGCGCUCGUAAAAGCCUUGGAAAACGGCCAGGUGUGGUCAGCUGGUCUUGAUGUAUUUGAGGAGGAGCCGAAAGUCCAUCCUGGUUUGGUUGGAAACCCACACGUCAUGUUGCUGCCACAUAUGGGAACCUGGACGGUGGAGACACAGACUAAGAUGGAAGUUUGGUGCAUCAACAACGUGAAGAGUGCUAUUGAAAAGGGGAAGUUGAUGAGUCCUGUCGGCGAGCAGAGGGAUAUGUGA
This is a messenger RNA of Glarea lozoyensis ATCC 20868, 1221 nucleotides long. Its product is annotated as NAD(P)-binding Rossmann-fold containing protein. NCBI's taxonomy places the organism in Eukaryota, Fungi, Ascomycota, Leotiomycetes, Helotiales, Helotiaceae. Bases 1 to 1221 code for a protein of 406 amino acids. Gene Ontology annotation, molecular function: hydroxypyruvate reductase [NAD(P)H] activity; glyoxylate reductase (NADPH) activity; NAD binding. The transcript has 5 exons. Gene Ontology annotation, cellular component: cytosol. The record is from RefSeq and is a predicted model, not a curated record.